This is a messenger RNA of Chlorella variabilis, 5655 nucleotides long. RefSeq lists its product as hypothetical. The record is from RefSeq and is a predicted model, not a curated record. Bases 1 to 5655 code for a protein of 1884 amino acids. Lineage: Eukaryota; Viridiplantae; Chlorophyta; Trebouxiophyceae; Chlorellales; Chlorellaceae. Gene Ontology annotation, biological process: reciprocal meiotic recombination. The transcript has 39 exons.
AUGGCCAGGAGCCGACCCCUGGGCCUGCAGAGGCCUCAGGCGAAGCGCAGGCACAAGGCGGCGCCCCGACAGGCAGCAGCCACAUCGCUGAUGACGCCGGCGGUGCCAGCAGCAGCAGUGGCAGGCCGCCUGUCAGCAGAACAGAACCAGCAGCAGGAGUACAGGCGGCACCUGCAGGAGUCGAUUCGGCGGCAAGCGCCUGCACAGGUCUUGCCGCACAGGCAAGUGAUCCAGGCCGCCGAAUCGGCCAGGCACGCCAGGGAGCUGGACGCCCUGCAGACAGCUGUGACCGGCAUUAGCUCAAACGCCAGCCAGGUCCAAGAGCAGCAGGCGCAGGAGGCUCUGCGCUCGAGCCUGGAGGCAUCUGUACACAUGCGGCAGGCCGCUGAGCAGCUGGCGGCACGGCAUGACAUUCACAUCGCUGAACUUGAACGAUUUGGCGAAAAGGUGCCAAGCAGUUCCCCGGUGCGGUCUGUGGUGCUGUCCCUACUGGACCGCGGGAAGACCCUAAAGGAGGACUUGGAUGCAAUGCAGCUGGAGACGCACCUUGCCACGCUUCAAGAGUGCGCCGACGCGGCACGGUUGAUGCGCAACCAGCACGCGCUUCUGGGCAACCUGCACCACAAGCUGGGGCAGAUGCAGCUGCUGGAAGGCGUGUCGGUCAUGGCGGAGUACCUGCGGCGCUCUGGGAUGCUGCGAACCAUCCAGCAUCCGCCCCUGGAGCACUCUGAGACGGCAUCUGUGCCCAGCUCCUCAAGCAGUUCUUCGGUGCAUGCCUCGCUGAGUCUUGCCAGAGUGUCUGAGGAUGACGGCUCUGGAGGAUGCACGCCUGUGGAGGCAGGCCUGCGGCAGGAAGGGUGGCCCCUGCACCUGCAGCAGCAGGCACAUCUGGACUUCAGAGGGGGUCUGGACGAGUUGCUGGAUGCCCAAGAGCGUCUGAGCGAGGCCGAGGAGGAGUUGAAGUGCACCAUGGCGCAGGCAAUCAAGCAAUCGCAACAGGGCAGCAGCGGCGACGUGAAAGCUCUGCUCCCCAACAUCAACAGUUUGGCCAUGGAGCUGACCACCGUGACAGCCGAAGUGGCCGUGCUGCAAGGUCGGCUCGCCAGCAAGCCCAUGGCCGAGGUGCUGGCAAACCCGCUGCCGGAUCCUGUGUUGGCCUGGUUUGCCGAGCAGCAGGGUAGCAUUGCCUCCGACCAGGCGUUCCACCUGGCUGCAAUGGACCACCAGAGCGCCAUGGCGGUUUACAUCGCCAAAUUGGAGGCAUCGGAGGCCGAGGUGCAGGCUGCACUGGUGGACAUCGGUUUCAUCCAGCAGGCGACCAGCGCGCUGCGGGAGCGCCUGACCAACAUGGGCCACUCGCCGCUGCAUCUGCACGGCAAGUUUUUGCUGCUGUUGUUGUGCAUGUGCUCGCGGCAUCGUGGAGACGCCAUUCCCUGGAAUUUGGCAGCGGGCCCCGCCAUCACCGUUCUCAAGAAGAGCUGCGACAAGCUAGCCGCAGAUUGCUUCGAGGCGCUUGAGAAGCUGCCUCAAGCCGUGGAGCUGGCAGCGCAACGUCGGACGGCCCAAGAUCUGCUCGCUGGGCUCAGGCAGUCGUGGGCUAAGUUGCAGCAGCAGACAACAGAAGCAGCCACCGCCUUUCCAAAGCAGGCUCCUGCCACAGUGAGCAGCGCAGCGCUCUUUGUGGCUGACAAGGAGCGGCAGCAGCAGGAAGCACAGACACGUGCCCAGCUCCAGGCGGCGCAGGCGGUGCAGCAGGCGCCGCCGCCGCAGCAGCAAGAGCAGCAGCUGAGCAGCCAGCUGAGCAGCCAGCUGGAGGGCCUCAGCCUCCCGCCAGCAACUGCCGCAGUAGAGAAGCUGCGGCGGGCAGCUGACCUGCUUGGGGAGCAGCGGUCAGCAGCACAGCUGCCAGAGCCAGUGCGGUGUGCGCUGGCGGGAGCGGCGGGGGCCGCCAAACAGUUGGGCUUGUUUGGCUUGGCAGAGGCUGAAGUGGUGACCCAGCAGGAUGACUGGGCGCUAAACCUGCAGGGGGAAGAAGCAUCGCCGCUGGCAUACAGUGGCUUCCAAGUGGCGGCUAUGCUAGAGCACCACGCCUCCCGCCUGCUCGACUGCGCUACCCUGCUGCUGCCAGACCCCGGCGCUGACCUACCCCCACAGACGGAGGCUGACCGCGGGGUCGGGGACAUUCUGGCUGCAUCGUGCCGCCACGCAGAACGCCUUUCAGAGAUCAGUCGCUGCAUGGUGGUGGUGCUGGAGGUAAUGCGUAUGCCAGCAGACUUGGUUGCGGAGCUGCAGUCCCUGCAGCAGAAGAAGAUCGCCAAUACUGUGACUGCCGAGGAAGCGCUGCGGGCGUCAAUUCUGCACGACCAGCUUUGGGGCCGCUUCCAGCUGGGUGGCGCUGCGGCAGCGCAGCUGCGAGUGCUGCAACUGGAGUCCGCAGCCGCUAGCUGCCAGCAGCUGGCGGUCAACCUGCAUCUCCCGCGGCCAUCUGUGGAGGUGCGGCAGGCCGCUGAGGAGGCGCUGCAGCAAUUGAGGAGUGAUGCACGCAGCUGUCUGGCAGUAGCUGCUCCCAGCGCCAGCCAGCCCGGCGCCCAGGACCAAACAGAGUUCCUCAUGCUGCUGCUUGGAAUGGCGGAGAGCUUGGAGCGGAGCAAAACAGUGCUGCAGCAGGAAGCCUCAGCCUGCACCAGGGAUGCAGCAGCUGUGCAGGCCAAGAUUGCGGCGCUUGACCUGCAUUUGGCGCAGGUGCAGGCAUCGGUGGAUCGGGUAGAAACCCUGCGGCGGUCGGCACCGGGUGCGCAGCAGGGAGUAGCAGCAGACGCAGUUGGGCGCCAGCAGCAGAUGGAGGAGGAGUUGCGACAGCUGAAGGAAGAGCUGCAGCGGGCGCAGGGGCAGGUGGCACAUGCGCAGCAAGCUGAAUCUGCAACGGCAGACGCACAGCAGGCGGCAGCUGAUGUGGCGCGCCUGCUGGAGCAGACGCGCGAGGAAGCAGCUGCAGACAAGGCGCAGCACGAGUGCGCGCUGCGGCAGCUGGAGCACCGGGCCAGCCAGCUGCGUGUGCUGCAGCAAGAGGUGGAGCGGCUCAAGGCAGCGCUGAGCGCCGAGCAGCAGGCCACUGCAGCAGCGCUGCGCGCCAAGCAGGAUGCGUCUGCAGCAGCGCUGCGCGCCACGCAGCAGGCAUCUGCCACCCAGGUUCAGCUGGAUGACGCAUACAGCGUCAUCGGUAGUCUGGAAACCAAAGCCUCCGACCAUGAUAUGCUUUUUAAAUACAUGGCCAACAUGGACGAGGUGAUGAACCGCAUGCGGCGGCAGGAGGGCACCGUGCGUGACCUGCUCAGCGAGAUGGAGGAGCCGCUGCUGCGGGCGCUGGAGGAGGGGACCCUGGUGGGAGCCCCGCGGUCGGCAGUUUUGGACGCACUGCGCUGUGUGCAGCGCCUUCGCUUUCCGUCAGACCAGGCCCCAGAUGCGACCGAGGGUAUGCUGCAAGAGGUGCUGGAGCUGUUUGGCAAGCUGCGCACCUUGCUCGCUGCAGCCGAGACGCAACCUGCCCCCAGGCUCGAGGCACUGCUCGAAGAUUUCUUCCUGAGCUGGGCUGCUCGGUUUGAGUCCAUGCUGCGCUCUGUGCACAGCAUCCUGCAGGCCACCAUGUCCGACAGUGUCCUGGCCCCGGGCCUGUCGCGCUUCAUGCUGGAGGAGGUCCAGGAGCUGCAGCAUGAAGGCGCUGCAGCUGAAGCAACACCUGCGACACAGCAGAGGCAGCGCUCUCCCACUGCUUUUGAGCUGCUGGGGGAGGCAGGCAGCUGCAGCAGCGACGGCGGCCACACAGGCGGCGGCAGCAGCAGCAGCAGCAGCAGCAGGAGUAGCAGCCACGAGGGCUCGCCCCUCGCCAGCCCCGACGCAGCCUUCAGAACAGCAGCGGAGGCUUUAGUGGGAGAUGUUUUAAGCAGCAGCAGUAACCAGCUGGUCAGCAACCUGGUUGGGAACCUGGCUGCCGCCGAGGCGGCUGCAAAAGGCUCAGAGCCGUUGCAGGUGGCGCACACACCAGCCGCGACGACCAGAGUGGCUGAGGCAGUGCUGCCCCUGGCCCUCUUCCAAACCCCGGCGUCGGAGGCUGGAUCCCGCUCAAGCCGGGAUGUGUUCUCGUCUGUUUCUGGCCAACAGCAGGCGGAGAGCGCCCCGUCAGAUGAGCUUCAGCGGCCGCUCUUCCCCACGCCCACGAGCCUGGCAGGGGAGACACAGGUGACACAGCAGCCGGCGGCGGAUGCAGAGGCGGAGGGGGCCAGCGCUGGUGCCCAGCCGCCGCAGCACCAGCGCGCCGCGGCCGAGGUAACCGCCGAUGUUCAUGCCCUGGAGGACCAGGUGAUGGAGCUGGAGGCCCAGCUGGCAGCGCUGCAGGCGGAGGUGCAGCAGCGAGAAGAGCAGCUGGCAGCCAGGCAGGCGGAGAUGUUCCAGCAGGGCCAGCAGCUGGCGGUGGCGCAGGAGGAGGUGGAGCGGCGAGGAGAGCAGCUGGCAGCGGCGCAGGAGGAGGUGGUGGGACUGACGGCCCAGCUGGCAGCCGAGCGGGCAAGGGGGGAGCAGCAGGGCGAAGCCCUGGUUGCGGCGCAGGCGGAGGCAGCCCAGCUGCGAGGCACCAUUGCCUGCAUUUGUGACGCCGCAGCCAUCCCAGUGGCCACGCUCGUGCUCCUGCUGCUGCUGCUGCUGCUGCCGCUGGCAGCGCUCCUGGCGGCGGCGGCCACCCUGGCGUUUGUGCCGCACGCUCGUGAGCGCGUGCUGCGUCUGCUGGGCCACGUCAGCAGGCUUCUGCCGUGGCAGGCGCCCGAGCUUCCAGCGCCCAUGAUGCAGUCGCUUCCGCGGGCUUUCCGCGAGGUGCUGGCCGCGCUGGCCCUGCUGGUGGCGCUGUGCGUGCCGCCCUGCGGCUGGGCCGCUGCUGCCGCCUGCAGCAAGGCGCCGGUGCUGAUGCUGGCCGCGGCGCUGGUGGCAGCCCUCCGCCUGCUGACCUGGCUGUGGCGCCGGUACCGCGGCGCGGGGGCCGCCGCCUUCCUGGCCGCGGCGCUGGUGGCAGCCCUCCGCCUGCUGACCUGGCUGUGGCGCCGGUACCGCGGCGCGGGGGCCGCCGCCUUCCUGGUGCUGUGCCUGCUGGCCUCCCUGCUGGCAGCCCCGCAGCUUCUGGGAGCAGGGCGGCAGCACGUGGCCGCCUGCCGCGGGCAGGAGGUGCCAAGCAGGGGCGCGCAGCUGCUGGAGCAGCCUUCGGUGCUGCCCACCGCGGCGCCUCAGCCGGCGGCUGGCCAGCUGCAGCUGCGGCAGCCGCCCACGUGCAGAGCGUCCCACCGUCCUGCUGUGACGGGGCGCGGUCAAGGCGGCGGUGUGUCGGCUGGGGAGCCUGCACGCCUGGCGCGCCCCGACGCCGGAGGCGGCAUUGUCGGCGGGCACACCAUCGUCCCUGCCCAGCCAGAGCAAGCCGGUCUGGCACAAUUCUCCCCACAUGUGUGCCCCCUGCCGCCGCUGCCGCCCUUCGUCGGCGACACCUGCCCGCCGGAUGCUGCCUGCGACGACGCCAGCCUUGGCCUGGACGCCCUCCCGGCACCUGCGACCAUGCCCAGCAGCAGCCCCGCCAGGGAGUCGGACACGGAGCACAUGCGUGUCUGUGCCAACGACUGA